AACCCCUAUAUUUAAUGCGUUGAGUUCCCUCCUUCCUUGAUUCCCAAGCAUCUUAUAUGCCAUUCCUCCCCUUCCUCUGCUAAGAACAAAUCUGCUCUGGGAAGAUGCCUAUUUCCUCCAACACUCACAGAGAGGUUAAGGCAAUAAAGGACGACCAUGGCCAUGAUCAUGGUGAUGAUGAUGAUCAUGCAAGCGGAAGCUUUGCGAGGCUUAUGCGGCGCGUGUAUUCAUUAGAAGAUCUGCUCAAGAAAUUGCGGUGGGAAAGAAGUGCAGUGCAAACAGGGGCUGAAGAAGAAAUGUUACAGGGUGGGGAAGUGUGUGAGUUUCGGAUGCCUCUUCAUUAUCCCAAGUAUUCCAAGGCGGAUUACGAAUCAAUGGCGGAGUGGAAGCUCGACAUUCUGCUCCGUCAGUAUGGUCUGGAUGUCACAGGUGAUGUGGAAUACAAGCGCGAGGUUGCAGUUGGUGCCUUUCUCUGGCCUGAUCAGCGCCUCUGAGAUUUUGUCACAGGCUGUUUGCCCUAAAUUUUAUUUAGAAAUUUACUACUUUUGAGAAUGGGUUUGCGGUUUUCAGAGAUGUUAGGAUCUCUGUACUGUAAAAUUGGGUUUAAAUAGAUGUAGGUAAGUCAAAUUUUAGCUUCAGAUGUUCUGAAAUUUCUCCCGCAGCUUAAAUUUGUAUGGUUUUGUAUAUAUUUGAAACAUAUUUUUUUUUAAAAAUCUCUGUCAUGAGAAAUUGGGGA
Cryptomeria japonica (Japanese cedar) is the source of this 736-nucleotide messenger RNA. RefSeq lists its product as uncharacterized. NCBI's taxonomy places the organism in Eukaryota, Viridiplantae, Streptophyta, Pinopsida, Cupressales, Cupressaceae. The record is from RefSeq and is a predicted model, not a curated record. The transcript has a single exon. The coding region runs from base 105 to 494 and encodes 129 amino acids.